Messenger RNA from Physella acuta, 1756 nucleotides. Its product is annotated as TBC1 domain family member 1-like. NCBI's taxonomy places the organism in Eukaryota, Metazoa, Mollusca, Gastropoda, Physidae. The record is from RefSeq and is a predicted model, not a curated record.
AUGGAGAUUAUCCAUCAGUUGUUUAAAGCAAUCAGAGAAGCUUCAAAAGACAUCAAGCCUGAAGGUCAGACUACAGGGUCCAGCUCAGACUCAGGCUGUCCCUGGGAGGGGAGUGACCAGUCCAAGUCAUUGUUUGAGGUGAAGUACAUAGGUCGAGCUAAGGUAGGGGCAAAGCGUGUCACAGCUGAGUACAUAGACUGCCUGGCUGAGAAGAUGAUUGCCAGGGAGGAAGAUCUGUUGAUGAAGCGGAUCGAGGAGAGGGAAGAAAGGAGGAAACAGGAAGAGAAGAUCAAAGAAGAAGACAGUGCCACAGUUCCAGACCAGCCUGACAAUGCACCCAACCUGGAGCAUGGCUUCCAGUCAGACCACCCAAAGCCUGAACUAGACCUGGCCCACCUCACGGACAGAUCUUGUCAAGGCUCCAGUUCCAGCCUAGAGAACACAACCUCAGGUUCCUCUAGCUUGCACCAUACACAGGAGUACAACUCAGUGGACAUAACCAGUCCAGGGGAGAUAACCAAUCCAGGGAACAUAACCCCAGGCUAUGCCGGCUCUGGCCAUUUUUUCAUUCCAUCAUCCCCCAGUACCAGUUCUGUGGAGAGCAACUUCAGCUUCACCGAGCCACCCAGAACAACGGAGCCACCCAGAAACACGGAGCCACCCAAAACCACGGAGCCACCAAGCCCAUCCACCACAUUUCACAGUGACCCUCUGGGCGUGUUAUCAGCUGCCCAACCCCCGUCCCCAAACAACGCAGACACCCUUGUAAACAAGUCCGACCCGUCACGCCGGCGCCAUUCAUCCCACAGGGAGGAGGGGAACGUGUACAGUGAAUCUGUCAUCAACAGGUUCCGCCACGCCAGCGGGGACUCGCAGGAUAGCUUGGUCAGCCUGCAUGAGCCGAGCCGGGUGAUGGUCCUGCAGAUUAGCCAUCAGGAUAUCUCUCUCAUCAGCCUGGACAAGAAGGUGGCCAUACUGGAGUGCAAGUUUAAAGACAUCUCCUCUGUGUCACAGGGGCACCAGAAGCCUGAUAUGUUUGGUGUGGUGGUCAGGGAGGGAAACACAUUUAUCUGCUACAUCCUCAGAUGCCUCAAUGGACCAAUGGUGACUGAGAUAAUGGGUACACUACAGACGGCGUUUACAGCUGCGUACAGCAAGGGUGGGAGUGCAGCCACAACAGCCACCACGCAGCAGCAGAUGUGCACCAUGUGCCCCCUGCACCAGCUGCACAGGCUCAGUCAGGAGAUGUCUUCCCUCUCCACACAGGCAGCCCAUGAUUUGCUGGUGAAAAAAGUUCAUCAGUUGCCUGAAAAAGAUGUUACUGACUUCAAUCAUUACAUGCAGGCUGAGUCACCAGAGUCCUUUGAAGAGAACAAUGAAGUGAUCAUGAUCUACUUGAGGAAGUUGUGUGAGAGGAAACAGAAGGAACACACUCACAUAUCAGAUGGCAACAGGACAAACAAGAUUGAGAUAAAUCUGUUAGAAGAAAAGACCAAACUGUUUGAAGGAUUUAGGAGCAAAGCUAGAAAAAGUCUGACGACUUCCUUUGAAAAUUUACUCAGUCGGGGCAAAAAGAAAGAGGAGAUCAAGGACGGCAUGAGACAAAGAAGUUGGACAACAGACAGCGAGGCAAGUUGGCAAUCAAUGGUAAGUCUGGUCUCUCCGUAUCUGUGUGUGUGUAUCUGUAAGAUUUUCACAUUCUAGAUGUGUUUACAGAUAUGCAAGCAUUAGCCAGGCUAGGUAGUGCUCCGCGGGC